AUGUCUAUUGAAAUUGAAUCAGCUGAUGUAAUAAGAUUAAUUCAACAAUAUUUAAAAGAAUCAAAUCUUGUUAAAACACUUCAGACAUUACAGGAAGAAACUGGAGUUUCUCUUAACACAGUUGACAGUGUUGACGGUUUUGUAGCGGAUAUAAAUAAUGGUCAUUGGGACACAGUUCUAAAAGCUAUACAGUCGUUAAAACUGCCGGAUAAAAAGCUGAUUGAUUUAUAUGAGCAGAUCGUGUUAGAGUUGAUUGAACUUAGGGAAUUGGGCGCUGCUAGAUCUUUACUACGACAAACAGAUCCUAUGAUUAUGAUGAAACAACAGGAGCCAGAAAGAUAUAUUCAUCUGGAAAAUCUAUUGGCGAGGUCUUACUUUGAUCCGCGAGAAGCUUAUCCCGAUGGUAGCACCAAAGAAAAGAGACGUGCUUACAUAGCCAACGCAUUAUCUGGAGAAGUAUCAGUAGUACCCUCAAGCAGACUGUUGGCCCUAUUGGGACAAGCUUUGAAAUGGCAACAGCAUCAAGGACUUUUGCCUCCUGGUACAACAAUUGAUUUAUUCCGUGGUAAGGCUGCAGUCAGAGAUCAAGAAGACGAGAAAUACCCUACUCAAUUGUCUAAACAAAUAAAAUUUGGACAAAAGUCACACGUAGAGUGUGCAAGGUUUUCUCCAGAUGGUCAGUACUUGGUGACUGGUUCAGUGGAUGGCUUCAUAGAGGUCUGGAAUUUUACAACUGGUAAAAUAAGAAAAGAUCUAAAGUACCAAGCUCAGGACACUUUUAUGAUGAUGGAGCAAGCUGUCCUGUCAAUGGCUUUCAGCCGAGACAGUGAAAUGCUGGCAACUGGCUCUCAAGACGGUAAGAUAAAAGUCUGGCGUGUCCAGAGCGGACAGUGUAUAAGACGAUUCGAGAAAGCUCAUGCCAAAGGAGUCACUUGCAUUCAAUUUAGCCGAGACAAUGGUCAAAUUUUGACGGCUUCUUUUGACGCUACUAUAAGAAUCCACGGACUGAAGUCAGGAAAGACUUUGAAAGAGUUCCGUGGUCACUCGUCGUUCGUCAACGAAGUGGUCUUUGCUUCUGACGGACAUCACGUUAUCAGUGCUUCGUCUGACGCUACUGUUAAAGUCUGGAGUAUCAAGACUACCGAGUGCAUCGGAACGUACAAGUCACUCGGUGCUGCCGACCUUACUGUAAACAGCGUUCAUGUUUUACCGAGAAACCCAGAGCACUUUGUAGUAUGCAACCGCUCAAAUACCGUAGUUAUUAUGAACAUGCAAGGUCAAAUAGUCAGGUCAUUCUCCAGUGGUAAGCGAGAGGGCGGUGACUUUGUUUGCACUGUUGUAAGUCCACGAGGUGAAUUUAUUUACUGUGUUGGAGAAGAUUUGGUGCUCUAUUGCUUCUCAACGUCUUCAGGAAAGCUCGAGAGAACUCUUAAUAUUCACGAAAAAGACGUAAUUGGAAUCGCUCAUCAUCCUCAUCAAAAUCUUUUGUGUUCUUACAGCGAAGACGGUCUCGUAAAAUUAUGGAAACCUUAA
Molecule: messenger RNA, 1533 nt
Organism: Cotesia congregata
Lineage: Eukaryota; Metazoa; Arthropoda; Insecta; Hymenoptera; Braconidae
Source: the annotation of a GenBank genome assembly